Drosophila kikkawai is the source of this 1153-nucleotide messenger RNA. It is a transcript of the gene Tsp29Fb, whose product is annotated as Tetraspanin 29Fb. Gene Ontology annotation, molecular function: protein binding. The record is from RefSeq and is a predicted model, not a curated record. NCBI's taxonomy places the organism in Eukaryota, Metazoa, Arthropoda, Insecta, Diptera, Drosophilidae. Gene Ontology annotation, cellular component: plasma membrane.
GUUCACCGUUUUGCCACUCAGUUCACGUGUGACUAGCAAAAGUUAAAGCGACGAGCGAAAAUACGAACUGCACAAAAUGGCUAACCGCGACUUACAGCUCAAUUCGGGCAUGAAGUGCGCCAAAUACAUGCUCAUCAUUGUGAGCUUUAUGUUUGCGCUGACUGCUAUCCUGCUCAUCAUGGUGGGAACCACCAUCCAGGCGAUCUUCGGUGACUUUAGCCUUUUUAUCGAUGGACACUUCUCCUCGCCUCCAGCGCUUCUUAUUGCCAUUGGUUUCAUCCUCAUCGCAGUGGCCACUCUGGGAGCCUAUGGAGCCGUCAAGGAGAGUGUGAUGGUUAUUAAUCUGUAUGGAGUUUGCCUGUUUCUGGUCUUCAUCCUGGAGGUCUCCGCCGCCAUUGCCGCCUUCGUGAUGCAGUCGCAGGUGCGGGGCAUGCUCAUGCGCACAAUGCACCAGGCCCUGGCCGAAUACGAAAGCGAUCCCUAUGUGGCAGCUGGAGUAGACUUUAUGCAAUCUGGACUUGAAUGCUGCGGAGUCAACCAGCCCGAGGACUGGAUGGACUACUAUUCCCCCAAUAAGAACCUAACCAUUGGCUCCGACGACGUCAUUGUGCCCAACUCCUGCUGUGGCAGUCUGGAAGAGGAUAUUACCGAUAGCACCCACACCCAGGUGACCUGCCACGAGACCUUCAACUAUGGUUGCUUCCGCAAGAUGAACUUCAUUGUGUCGCAAAGCGCCAUGCUGAUUGCCACUGGUGCCACCACAGUGGCCUUUGUCCAGCUCCUGGGCGUCCUCUGCGCCUUCAUGCUGGCCAAGACUCUGCGCCGCAACAAGUCUAUUCGCGAGGCCCGACGUUGGCAGCUGCAGCAAAGUCUUGGAGUACUUAUCUCUGGCGGAAAGAUGGGUCCGCCCCAGAACUCGGCGGUCACCGGCUACCAGCAGCUGGAUAACGGCGAGCAAGGCAUCCACGAACCCUACACCUACACGCCCCAAAGUCCCAGCGUGAACUAGGCUCCGGUGGAAGUCAUAUUUAUACGUUUUAGAACACCCAAAGAGAUCAGUUUGUAAAUGUAACUUUUUAAUUUGUUAAUCAAAAAACCAAAAAUUCAAACGAAAUAAAGCGCUGCUCCUGCUAGCUAGGACUGCUUGCGCAAA